Eublepharis macularius is the source of this 2457-nucleotide messenger RNA. RefSeq names its product ALG14 UDP-N-acetylglucosaminyltransferase subunit (gene ALG14). Gene Ontology annotation, biological process: dolichol-linked oligosaccharide biosynthetic process. NCBI's taxonomy places the organism in Eukaryota, Metazoa, Chordata, Lepidosauria, Squamata, Eublepharidae. The record is from RefSeq and is a predicted model, not a curated record. Gene Ontology annotation, cellular component: UDP-N-acetylglucosamine transferase complex. Bases 64 to 702 code for a protein of 212 amino acids. The transcript has 4 exons.
CUGAAGUUAUUUGAGCUGUCUCGGCUUCCGUCGGCAAGCCUCCCCUCCCAAAAGCAUUUCUGUAUGGCCAUGGUCUAUGUCGUGGUGGGCAUUGCUGUCUUCUGCUCUCUGCUCCUCGCCGUUCGGUUCUUUUAUACGAAGCGAGCCCGAGCCCCACAAAAUGCCUCCGUCAGUCUCCUGGUGGUGGCUGGUUCAGGAGGGCACACGACAGAAAUCCUGAGGUUGCUUGGUAGUCUUUCCCAGUCAUAUUCUCCUAGGCAUUACGUUUUGGCUGAUUCAGAUAAAAUGAGUGAAGAUAAAAUCCGUUCAUUUGAACAAAAAAGAGCAGAGUUGUCCCCCAGUUCCUCAUUCACCCUCAAUCGCAUUCCCAGAAGUCGGGAGGUCCGUCAGUCAUGGAGUUCGUCAGUCCUGACAACCAUCCGUUCCAUCUUUUAUUCUCUUCCUUUGACCUUCAGACUCAAGCCAGAUUUGGUGCUGUGCAAUGGUCCAGGAACGUGUGUUCCCAUCUGCAUAUCUGCUCUUCUGCUGAGGCUGCUAGGCUUAAAGAGAGUGACCAUUGUGUAUGUUGAGAGUAUCUGUCGUGUGGAAAACUUAUCUCUGUCUGGAAAGAUUCUUUACUACUUUUCCAAUCAUUUCUUUGUUCAGUGGCCUACUCUGAAAGAAAAAUACCCCAAGUCUCACUAUCUUGGUCGAAUAGUAUGACAACAAACAUAACUGGGGUUAACGUCACCUCUGAAUUCCUUAGCAAUGGAAUCUGUUCUUAUGUUACCUGCCCAUUGCUCUAAACCCGGCUUCAGCUGAAGAUUCCUUUCCCUUCCACUACCGUCAUGGAGACCAGCAGGAAUAGAGACAAGGUAGGCAAGCUUCCAGCAUGGACCCAGCUUCAGCUGAGAUUUACCUUCACCCACAGUUUUUUGAUAGCAAACCCAAAUUCCAAUUGAUAUUGCAUUUUAACAGCUGUGAGCCACUUGAGAAGCCAAUUUUUGGUUGAAAAACAGGACAAAGGUAUAAUAAAAUGCCACACACUGUGAUGGGAGCUGCACAAAUCCAGUUUCUUGUACCACUUCACAUCUGCAGAUACUCUUUUUUCACUGCCACAUUACCCAGUUCACCAUUUCCUUUUUCCGUUACCAAUUUUUGCGAGGAGGGUGACCAAGGGAAUGGGAUCAACAUAUCAAACUGAUGUAGAAGUGGGACAGAUAUAGGGAUCUAAUUUCUAAGUGCCAGUUCAGACACAUUUGUUGGCCCACUUUAUAUAGGAAUCCACUUAACAAUUAUUUCUUAGUCUGCAUAAAUUUGUGAAUCAGGAACUAUGGGGAGUAGGGGAGUUGCAAAAGAAAAAAAACAGGUACCAGUCACAUGGAACUUGUACGAAGCAUUGGAAUUUAUUAAAUUUUUCAUUUUUCCUUUCUUUGUUCCUGACAGACACACUCAAAUAAAAGACAACAUUCAGUUCAAAGGUAACCUUGAGGUGCAACCCAGGAAGCAGGGAUUUAGAAACAGUGCCUCCCCACUCCUUCGUUCCUGGUCACACACAGUAUUUCCCUUCCUUCCACACUAUUGCAGGUGUUUCCUCCUAUUUUUUGGCUUGUCAGAGAUUGUCAUAAUUAAGUGACAGGAUGCUUGAUGCUUUACAUUAAAGGAUUUUUAGACCCUUUAACACUUUAGAAUUGUCACACUGAAAUUUACAUUGAGAAAUUUCACUAAGAUGACUCUAGGGCUGGUAAGAUGCUUUCUUGCUCUCACUUUUCCUUCUGCACUGUUACUACAUGAGGCAUGUAAAAAGUUAGUUGGGCUACACUUUAUUUCCCUGUACUUGGGACCUCCUUGAACCUGCCCUCCCCACUGCACUGUAAGGCUGUGCUGAAUGCGGGAAUCCUGCACUGACCCCCACGGGAUGGGUGGGUAUGGCGCAGUAUUGGCACAAGAAGGUUGCUUAAUUGUACCCCGGGAUGGUAAGAAAAAGUUCUUGUUCUAACACAACAACCCUUGCUUCCUGUAUGCAAGCAAUCAAAUCCCUGGUGCAUAUUUUGAGCAUAAAGGAAACAGUCAUAUUAACUUGGCUUCGUGACAGUUUUCACUCUGCAGCCUUUUCCAAAAGCCCAAAGCAUUAAAUCCAGUAUCAUUUUUCCUUUUGGCUUGUCAAAGCCAGCCCUGUGAUCCAACGUGCACUUUUUAAAGCCGUCUGUUUAAUUGUUAAGAUAAAUAAAAAGGCAGCAGAUGUCACAAACAGAUGCAGCAUUUGCACAUGAGGGAGAGAGCAUGCAGGAGCUGCAGUUUCCAAGCUGAACACAAAAUCUUUUUUACCAACAUUAAAUUAUGAAAAGCAAACUGUCAUUAGAAAGCAUUGAGAUUUUCUGGCAUUCUUUUGCCAUUCUGCAUAUGAUACUUAAAUGAGUAUUAAUGAUGCACCCAAAAAAGGCUGAAUAAAAAUAUUACUGUGUCAAUGAAUGUGAG